Athene cunicularia (burrowing owl) is the source of this 1903-nucleotide messenger RNA. RefSeq lists its product as uncharacterized. Gene Ontology annotation, biological process: regulation of toll-like receptor signaling pathway. The transcript is spliced from 2 exons. Lineage: Eukaryota; Metazoa; Chordata; Aves; Strigiformes; Strigidae. The record is from RefSeq and is a predicted model, not a curated record. The coding region runs from base 292 to 1215 and encodes 307 amino acids.
UUUUUUUUCACAUCCUCUUUUAGAUCUACGGUCACUUUCUAUUCAGAUACCGCGCACUUAUCCAGUGGGAUCACUUCUGUUUUAAAAGGAAAAAAAUGGGGAACUAAAUCAUGUGUACGUCAGGUUUUUUUCCACACAGACAGCAGUGAAGAAAGAGUAUGUAAGAAUCUAUUUUCUUGGAGCAGCUGUAGUAGGAGAGUUCUGGGCUAUGUGAUUAUCCGCCUCUCUUACCCGACUAGGGUUGGAGUACCUGGGACUCUGGUGACUGGGCUGUUACUCACACUUGGCGUCAUGUUGGCAGAAGGCAUCUUAACUAGACUCAUCUAUAAAGAAAGCUGUCAUCAAGAUAAGCCUCGCAAAUCUCAGGCAUCCAGAAGGGAUAAAGAAGGAAUCUGGAGACAGAAACUUGUAGACAACCCAAAAAUUAAAGGCUCUGCUGAUAGACGUGAGAAGCAGGAGGAGAUCUCUGCUAGAAAUAGCAAAAUGGAACACAGGAGCGGUCCUGAGCGGAGAGCUGUGAAAGCAGCACCUGCAAAGGACCAGAAAACACUCACUAAAGGAAUUGUGUCCCCAGCUUUAUGUAUCCCCAAAAGAGAACAAAGUGUAGGACAGUUGGAUUUGUAUAGAUCCUGGUCAUGCAACAGCAUUUAUCAAAACUAUCCCGACUUACAUAUUGGGGGAGACCGUGUGGGGGGCCAUACGUGUGAUUCGGGCUGUGUUCUGGACCGUGCCUGUGAUGAACGUCCCAACGGCCCCGUCCUGCUCUCGGCAGAUAUUCCUCUGGGUCAGUCCCCUCCCUGCGAGCGUCCCCAGACGCUGACUGCCCAGUCCCUGCCUGGGGACGAAGCUGGAGAAAGGAGCAUCGUGCUCUGCGAGGAGCCUCUCUCAAACUCCGUGCUCAACAAGUACAUGGAAACAAAAGUGGCAGAGCUCUAUAAACAGUUUUUUGAAGAAAACUUGACCAGGUGCGGUUCAGUAACAAACCUCCUCACGUGCAGCUUUCUGAGGAAUAACCUGAAUCAGAUCAGCUUUCAGGUGUCACAGGAGCAGAAUAUCGAAUCAUCCAAAGCCAGAGAAGUGCUCUUGCACUCUUUAGCUUUGUUUAGUUUGUGCAGUGCUACCAACAGGAGCAGUUCUGAAUUUAGUACUCCAAACUUACAAAUCUCAAACCCCGCCUGCGUGAAGAAGAGCUACAGGAUGCAGUUUACGUCGUGACUGACCAAGAGAUGAACAGGAUUCGGAUACGAAUAUUUUGCUCCGAGGAUUAGGUUGGGAAACGAGAACAUUUACACACUACAGGCUUUUUCAAAUAAAUAUUUUAAGUCUUAAACCAUAGUUUGUUAGCAGAGGAAGUAAAGGUCGUUAUUUUCUUUUUUUCUAAUGUAGAACGUGAAAUUAAUUUCUCUCUAAAAUACCGGUUAACCGUAUUUUUUAAAAUGUCUACGUCCUCCUUCUAAGACUCUGGCCGUAUGAGUUAUUGGAGUCAUGUACCAUUGGGUUUACUCCUGCAAGAAAAAUCAGUCAAGACGUGUGCUGGUGAAACUCUGCUCGAAGAGACUGAGCCACCCGGCCAGUACCUAAAAGAGUCAAGUUGUCUUUGCUGGACUUUGGAUUGGGCUCUGUAGUUGAAGCUCAAGACCUGGACAUUCAGGUUCAAAUUUUGCUCCUGCAAAGCUCGAUCACAGUCCCUUGAAAGAAUAUUUCUUUGUCUUGAAAGCCUUGUCAGCAGCUGGAGGUGCUGAGGACUCUGGAUUAUUUUGUACAUAGGAAAUACGUUGACAUGACACAGAAUGAAUUAUUGCAUAUGUAUGUAUUGCAUAGCUGGAGUAGUGAAAAUCUAGGUGAAAUAGUUGAUCAAGGUUGUAAAAGUAUUUGAUUUUUAAAUAAAACCUUACCUCUUUGA